This is a messenger RNA of Dichotomopilus funicola, 702 nucleotides long. RefSeq names its product Manganese/iron superoxide dismutase. The transcript has 3 exons. The record is from RefSeq and is a predicted model, not a curated record. Gene Ontology annotation, biological process: superoxide metabolic process. Lineage: Eukaryota; Fungi; Ascomycota; Sordariomycetes; Sordariales; Chaetomiaceae. The coding region runs from base 1 to 702 and encodes 233 amino acids. Gene Ontology annotation, cellular component: mitochondrion. Gene Ontology annotation, molecular function: superoxide dismutase activity; metal ion binding.
AUGUCUUCGACUCUCUUCCGCACUAGUCCCGCACUGCGGGGUGCCCUCCGAGCUUCCGGAGCUCCCAAGGUUGCCGGUGCCAUGGCCGGCAUUGGCUUCGUUCGGGGAAAGGCUACACUUCCAGACCUUCCGUAUGACUACGGGGCCCUUGAGCCGCAUAUCUCGGGCAAAAUCAUGGAGUUGCACCACUCCAAGCACCACCAGACCUACGUCAACGGUCUCAACAGCGCGGUACAAACUAUUAAGGAGGCCGAGAGCAAAGGGGACUUCACCAAGGCAGCGACCGUUGCGCCCCUCCUUAACUUCCAUGGCGGCGGACACAUCAACCACACCCUUUUCUGGGAGAACCUGGCCCCAGCCAGCCGCGAGGGUGGUGGUGAUCCCUCUGGUGCUCUGCAGAAAGCCAUCGUCGCGGACUUUGGUUCCGUCGACAGCUUCCGCAAGCAGAUGGACGCCGCUCUCGCCGGUAUCCAGGGUAGCGGCUGGGCUUGGCUCGUCAAAGACAAGACUGCCGGCAAUCUCAACAUCGUUACGCGUGCGAACCAGGAUCCGGUCUCUGGCCCCUACGUCCCGCUGCUGGGCAUCGAUGCUUGGGAACACGCAUACUACCUCCAAUACCAGAACCGAAAGGCCGAAUACUUCGAGGCUAUCUGGAACGUUAUCAACUGGAAGACGGUUGAGAGCCGGUUCGAGAAACCUUGA